Schistosoma bovis is the source of this 639-nucleotide messenger RNA. NCBI's taxonomy places the organism in Eukaryota, Metazoa, Platyhelminthes, Trematoda, Strigeidida, Schistosomatidae. The record is from the annotation of a GenBank genome assembly.
AUGAUUGAUGAUGAUGAUGAUGAUGAUGAUUAUGAUGAUGAUGAUGAUGAUGAUGAUGAUGAUGAUGAUGAUGAUGAUGAUGAUGAUGAUGAUGAUGAUGAUGAUGAUGAUGAUGAUGAUGAUGAUGAUGAUGAUGAUGAUGAUGAUGAUGAUGAUGAUGAUGAUGAUGAUGAUGAUGAUAUGAUGAUGAUGAUGAUGAUUGAUGAUGAUGAUGAUGAUGAUGAUGAUGAUGAUGAUGAUGAUGAUGAUGAUGAUGAUGAUGAUGAUGAUGAUGAUGAUGAUGAUGAUGAUGAUGAUGAUGAUGAUGAUGAUGAUGAUGAUGAUGAUGAUGAUGAUGAUGAUGAUGAUGAUGAUGAGGAUGAUGAUGAUGAUGAGAUGAUGAUGAUGAUGAUGAUGAUGAUGAUGAUGAUGAUGAUGAUGAUGAUGAUGAUGAUGAUGAUGAUGAUGAUUAUGAUGAUGAUGAUGAUGAUGAUGAUGAUGAUGAUGAUUAUGAUGAUGAUGAUGAUGAUGAUUGAUGAUGAUGAUGAUGAUGAUGAUGAUGAUGAUGAUGAUGAUGAUGAUGAUGAUGAUGAUGAUGAUGAUGAUGAUGAUGAUGAUGAUGAUGAUGAUGAUGAUGAUGAUGAUGAUGAUGAUGAUUGA